GUGGCGACUCGUGUAAAUGGCUGCUUAGGCCUGGCUUUCUUUCUGGGUCUGGUUUCGGUUCCGGGGCUUAGCCCUAGACCUGUCCUUGGAGGUAGGUAUCACUGUGUGUGUCUGUUAGGGUGACUAUGGCUGGCUUCCUGCGGUUAUAGGACAUGUGCCAUUCACAGCCAUGGGGGAUAGGGGAGGAGGGGGUGUGUGUUUUAUUUUAUUUUAUUUUAUAUAUAUAUAUAUAUCUGGGGGGGAAUUAGAAAGGGGAACACAGGGCACAUUACUGAUAGACCUGUAACAUGUUAACAUGUCAGUAUUUAUACACACACACUGGCCCACUGUCACUGAAUUUAAUGACAUUCACACAGAUUGGUGCAUGUUACCUAAAAAAAGUAAACAUACAUACUGUACUUCCUGCAUGGAGCUAGGUGGUUACAAUGUGUCCAGCAGUUCGGGGUGUCCGGGUGUCACUUUGUUGUUAGACAUAGAACAAAUUGGCACAUCUUAUAUACUUACCCUCACAUCUUAAAUAUGUAAAAUUUACAACUAUGUUUGUUCUUUCUUUUAUGGUAAAAUGUGAAGUUCUAGUGUCAGUUUUCAUAUACAGACCUCCUAUGUACUAUGAAUUGUAUUGAAUCCAGGAAACCUAAUAUAUACUAUGAUUUGUGUUUUAAUAUACAAUGAUUUGUGUUUAAUACAGGAUAAUAUAUAUAUAUAUAUAAUGAUUUGUAUUUAAUACAGGAUACCUCAUAUAUAUAUAUAAUGAUUUGUAUUUAAUACAGGAUCAGGGUCGCCACCAGAAAUUUUGGGGCCCCUAACUCAGCUCAGGGUCUGGGACCCCUAGGGCCCGCCUCCAAAUACCGCCCACAAGGCCCGCCUCCAAAUACUGGCCACAGAUACACACACACUGAUACAAAAGGACACAGAUACUUACAAGCAUACAUACUGACAUACAGACACACAGGCAUACAUAGUGACAGACAGACACAUACUAACAUACAUACAGACACACAUGCAUGAGGACAUAAAGACACAUACAUACAGCCACCGACAUACAUACACACACACACACACACACAUACAUUCAUACAUACUGACAGACAUACAGACACUGACAUACAUACAUUCAUAAUGGCAUACAGACUCUGACAUCCAUACACACAUACAUUCAUGAUGGCAUACAGACAGGCAGACAUACAUACUGACAGACAUACAUACAUGCAUACAGACAUCCAUACACACAGACAUACGUUCAUAAUGAUAUGCAGACAUACAUUCAUACUGACAUACAGAUAUAUAUAUAUAUAUAUAUAUAUAUAUAUAUAGACAUACAGACAUACAUUGAUACUGGCAUACAUACAUACAUUUAUAUAUCACAUACAUACAGACAUACAUUGAUACUGGCAUACAUACAGACAUAUAUACAUACAUACUGACAGACAUACAUAAUAUACAUUGAUACAUACAUACAGACAUACAUACUGACAGACAUACAUUCAUAAUGACAUACAGACAUACAUAUAGACAGACAUGCAUGCAGACAGACAUACACACACACACACACACACACACACAGAGCACAUUUUCCAGCCACCCUCCUGUUACCUUUUCUUUGCAGGAGGGUGGCUGGAGCUGAUGGGAGUAGUCGGCAUGGCUCUCUCUCACUGCCGUGCGGAGUGAGCUGUGGCUGCUUUUUUUAACCGGGUUAGCAAUUACACGGCCACAGCGCUGACCGGGCCCCUGAAGAUAUAGGGCCCAUCGGGUGGCCCUAAGUGCAUUGGCCACCCGAUGGGCCCCAUCAACGUGCGGGCCCCUGGGCCCUUGACAACCGUUGUGGUUGUCACCCCCUGAUGGCGGCCCUGUACAGGAUACCUCAUAUAUAUAAUGAUUUGUGUUUAAUCCAGGAUACCUCAUAUAUACAAUGAUUUGUGUUUAAUCCAAGAUACGUCAUAUAUACAUACAUACACACACACACACACACACACACACACACAAUGAUUUGUGUUUUAAUACAGGAUACCUCAUAAUAUAUAUACAAUGAUUUGUGUUUAAUCCAGGGUUGAGAAAUUUAGUCUUGUUCUUAGAGCCAAAUGUCACCAGUCGUUCACCCACAUUAAAGACAGUUCUCACAUCACAGACAUGACCCAACACAUACAGCGACCACCAUCUGCGCUAAUGGCCCUGCAGUAUUGAUCUGUCUAUGCACUGGGCAACCUGCUUUUCUAACUGAAUUUCAGUUGCUGUUUGGUGGGAAUAAACUGCCAUGUGACAGUAUAAUUUACUCGUCCCGUUUAUAACAGAUGUCUUUACAGGAUUCUCAGGAAAGUAAUAGAUUUGCUUUUCUAAAUAAGUUAACAGGUAGCAAUAUUGGGGACAAAUACAGUGCUAUUCACAACCACUGCACUUUUGUGCAUAGUAAAACCAUAGAGGUAGGAUCCAUUUUCUAGGUGACAUAGAGACCUGACAUUCAUAUUUUUGGUAACUCAGAGUUUCAGGACUGAAGUAGUCUUCAUCAGAUCUGGUUUUUUUGUCUUCAACAAACUUGUUUUUAUUUUUAUUUUUUACUUUUGUUUAUUGCAGUGCAAUAUACUUUGUGUUUGUAUGUGUAACAGAGCUCCGUGUACCCCUGGCUGGGUACCUCUGACAAGGACCGCUUCCUAGCUAGAACAGGGGACAAACCGCAGCACCUCUGCCCACAGUCGCAGUGGCUUGACUGGGGCCCUGGAGCCGAAUGGGAAAGUCACUCUAUCCACCCCCAGGCCAGUGGUGUAUUCUGGUUUUGUGCUGCCCUAGGCAUGACAAAACUCAGACAACCCCCCACCCUCUUCUAAAUUUCACUUCAUGUUAAAAACCAACACGCUCUUUGCCUAAAGGUACACACUCCUUCACUAAUGCAUAGACUGACAGAUACAGUCAUUGUCACACACACUGUUUAACCAACACACACUUUCACUGAAACAUACACAUUCACUGACACACGCAAACUCACAUUCACCGACAGACACACUAACUGACACACGCUUUCACUGACAGAUACACACACUCAGUGUCAGACACACAUACACACUCACUGACAGACACAUAUACACAGUGUCAGAGAAACACAUUUGCUAACAGACAUACACAUUGACAAAUACACACUCUCAGUGACAGACACGCAUACACACACUGACAGACAUACACACACUCUUUGGCACAUACACUGUCAUUAACAGACAUACUAUCACUCACCAACAGACACACACUCACUAACAGACACACACACUCACACUAGAACACAUACUCACUCUCACUAUCAGACAUACACUAACUGACCCACACUAACAAACACACACACUAACACAUUCACAAUUUUUUUGUUUUAUUAUUUGCUUACAUUGACAUCAUAUUCCGGCUCCAGCAUCACUGCGGUGCACGCGAGGGAGCUGAGCAGGAAAGAGCUCAGAGUGCUCCCUCGCUGACCGCCUCCCACAUCAGCCCAUGCCAGCCGGGGGGGGGGCCAGAGAUGGCUACCCGGCCAGCUCCAGAUCUCCCCAGGACAAGAGGGCGUUUGGGGGCGGCUUUUUUUGCCGCCCCCCUGAAAGUGCUGCCCAAGGCAAAUGCCUUGCCAGCUUCGCGGUAAACACACCGCUGCCCCAGGUACUGGACGACACUCAGUCCUGGGAGCUCUAGUCCUUACAAGACUUCAGUUCCCGAACAAAUUAGAGAGGGCACGAACAAAGUCAGUUACCUAGUCUUUUACAGGUUUCCCUGCAGGGCCCAUAGUCUGUGGGCAGGAUUCUGGCAAGCAAGCUCCUCCAAGAGCUCGUGGCAAACUCACAUGGGAAGGGGAGUUUGUCACAGUGUGUGUAUGUGUGUAUAUAUAUAUGUAUAUAUGUGUGUGUAUAUAUAUAUAUAUAUAUAAUUUUUUUUUAAAGAGGGCACUCUAAGUGCCAUGACCACUACAGCACAGGCAACACAGUGUAUUGAUUAUGAUGCUUAGAGUCUUUGGACAUUGUGUCUUGGGUUUAUUUCAAACCUUUUAGGAGCAGUUUUAAAAACUACACACCCAUGCUAUAUGGAAACUGCCCCAGUUUUUGGGGGUUCUAAGGGCGUGUUAGCACAGUUCAAAUUCUGCAUUAUCCGUGUGGAUGAAUAGUGUGGUGCCAGUAAAAUGCCCUAUUUUUGUGAAACCGAUCCUAACAGUUUGAUAUAAAACUGUGGACUAUGCCCAGACAACUAAAGCAACAUAACCAGCACUUCGAGCAGUUAUUUAUUGUUUUUGUAUCACAAAGAUAAUGAGUGUACAAGAAUCCAGAUGUCCAUUCAGUCAAUAUGUCAUGUAUAUUAAUUAGUAACCAUUCCCGAUUUGAAUUCAGUUUUAAGUGGAUAUCAUUAAAAGCAAUAACAAAGCAAAUGACAGAAAACAAACAUUUUAUUUUCGGCGUUGUAUUGGAUUUAAAGUGUUUACUUCUAUAAUGUACUUCAUAAUUACAAUUGCAUAAAAUCCAAAAAAUCCUAAUAUGAAAAACUGACAUGAAUAUAACUUUUACAUAUUGGCUUAUUUUUAUGAAGCAAAAGAAUUCUGAAAAUUUCUUAAGACUUACUGUAGUAAGGAACAUGUAGUUUUCAUUUUAAAUAACUGCUGGUUGAAAAAUCCAUUGACCCUCCUUUCUACACAGAUCUCAGAAUAAGUAAAACCCACAAUUCAGUCUAUAUAAACUUUAGCAUGUACAUAGAACACAUACAUUUACAGAGUGUCUGCUGAUAGAUCAUCAAUAAGAUCAUCUAAUAAGUAUUAGAGACCAAGUUAGACCAAGAAAUAAUUGAAACUGAUGACUGGAAAACUUAAUUUAAAAAAAUAAAUAAAACAAACACACCACUUACAUAAAACAAAACCUCCUGUGAAGUUUUGAUGGCUUUGGGUGUUCUUGCUGGAUUCAAUAUUUGUGAAAUAAAAUUUCAAGUGUAUUUUUUUUGGUCAGUGAAAUAUGUCUAUUGUAAGACCAAUUGUUUUCUUUUUAUUUUAUAUAAACAUACAUUUGUAUAUACUUUUUAUAGAUGCCUCAUGUUGAAAAGCCUGCAUCUCGGUUUGAGCAUGGUUCCUCUGAACCUUGUGUGAAAAAGAGCAGACCCAAUGACUACGCGCCAUGGACAGAUCAAAAUAUCACUGGACACUCUCUGACUGAAAAGCGCAAAAUAAAACCAAAUGGCAAUAGUUGUUUUCCUCUCUCUAACAAGGGUAAGUUUGAGGAAAAAUAUGUUGGAAAUAAAAGUUCUACUGUCAGAGACCCCCCAAAUGAUGCUGGCACUUUGGUGGCUAGGUCCAGAGGGAUUUAUGAUUUAGAAUCUGGGGAAUGCAACUCUAAUAGUGGAAAAGAUGAACCUGAUGACCACUUAUUUAAAUGUGCUUUUACUGAAACUGACACAAGCAAAAAUUGCCCGGUUUCUAGUGCUACAUUUUCAUUAACGAGCAGUACGUUUAUUGGGCCGCUCUUUCCUCCUCCGAAAGUUAAAAAUGCUUCUCAAAGGUCUAGUAGUAAGGACAGUACUGUACCUCCUUAUAAGAUAAAAACAGUUGAGUUGCGGAAAGCCACCAAUUCUAAAGGUGACAAUGGCAUGGACUAUGAGUUGCGGCAGUUUUACAAGGAAUUACAUCAACUGGAAGAUGAAACAGAAACUGUUGACGUUCAGGAAAAUAAAUGCACGUUUUCAAACACUAUUCAGGAGCCUGUUUGCAUGACAAGUAGUCCUACUUACAACACUCCAUCUUCACAAGAUGUACACACUGUCCACACUCAUAAAAACACCACCUCUUUUAACACACAGACUGUCUGUUGUGAUCCUAAUAGGUCCAAUAUAACAAGCAAUAAUCCUUUUUUAAACAAUACAGUGCCACCAAGGUUUCAUGUCCUGGAGUCACAAAAUGUACCAAUUAAGGAAAAUGAAGCCAAGGUUUGUGGUGUGAAUCAGGAACCUUUCUCCAGAACAAGUCAUCCUCACAGCAGUGGCUUCGGCCCACAAAAUAAACAAACCUUUAACAGACAGACAGAAUGGAGAGAACACAAUAUGUCCAACAGAACUAUAAACCCUCCUUUCUUAUAUAGUAGAAUGCCACCAGGAUUCCCUGACCAACCACCUCCGUGUUUAUCUAGACCCUUUAGCCCACCACCUCAAAAUAAAAAUGUGAGGGAAAAUGAAUACAGUUCAAAAAAUAUUCAGGAAUCUUUCUACUCAACAACUGCCUACAAUAAUGCCCCGUCUUCACAAGAGGAAUAUAGUGUCAUCCCUCAUAACCAAAUCUCCUAUAAUAGAGAAACUGUAUGGCGAGAACAUGAAGAGUCCAACAGAACAAAUAAUUCUCCUUUUUUAAACAAUGCUAUACCACCAAGGUUUUCUUUAUCUGACUCCCGUGGACCACCUCGAGGAGAAUAUAAUUAUACAUCAAAUUUCCCAAGCCAAAAUAAUAAACCAUAUGUACCAUACCCUCAAAAACAGAACCAUUAUGGAUGCAAUGACAAGUAUCAGAGUCCAGAUGAACAAAAUGAAAUGCCUUCUUCCCAGAACAAGUAUAAUGAUCAAUGGGGCAGCUUUAGACAGCCAUUCCGUGAGCAUGAUAUUGAAAGCAAGCACAAAGAAUAUGGAGGCGAUAUCUGUAGAUCAAAAGAUACUUUAUUACACCAUGCCCUUCGGACGUUUAGUGAACCACAUCUGAAUAAGGAUUAUAAUAUUAAGCCUUUUGAUAGGUACAAAAGAACACUUGUUCUUUUAAGAGGUGUCCCUGGCUCUGGAAAAAGUACAUUGGCACGGUACGUAUAUUUAAAACAUCUUUGAACUUUUCUGAGAAUCUGUUUCACUUGCUAUAAUGUCAAUGCCCCUUAAUGAUGAAUCUUAACUCGCAAAAAUGAUAGGACUAACUGAUUUGCCUGUAUAAAUAAAGACACUCCAUUCUAAUUGAGUCUUGCUCCUCAACACAUUACUUUAGAAAGGGAAACUAUGGGAUUAAAUUACCCUAUUUUUAAUGCAGUAUAUAGGUAAUGCAUUAAAAAUUAAAGUUAGAAAGACACCUGUAAAGUUUAGUGCAGAUACAUAGUUGACAGUUGUUGAGGUAAGAGGAAUAACUUUUUGACUUUUAUUUUAGAAAGGGGAUGCUGUAAAACCAAGCCUGCCUAUUAUAUGGUGCAAUAGUGUGGCGGGAUCCUCAUCUCCUCUUCUGAGUGGGCCGCGUGCACUUAACGCAGUGAGAGGACACGAGCCGCGCUCCUGGCACUAGGAGCGCGGCUCGUGUCACGAGCACGCUCUUAAAGGGGCAGUGGGAGCCACAGGUGGAUUCAGGCUCCCAUUGGCCAACGUCAUUCCGGCACCCCCACACACGCACAUUUUGGGGGCGAGGGCAUGAUGUGGGCCAAUCAAAUGUUAAUUAAAGGAUAUUUAAACUUCCCUAGCCAUGUCCACUUUGCCCUAUCGUGGUUUCUGUUUCAGUACCCUUUAGUGCAUUCCUUGAUCUAUUGUGUUUAUUCUGGUACUGACCUUGGCUUUAUUCCUGACUCUGAGUUUAUCUUUAACCCUUUCCUGUCUUGUUUGCCCGUCUGACUGAUUACUGUGUACCUGACUCUGGCUAGUUCUCAUUUUCUCUGUCUCUCCAUUACCCUGACCUUGUCUCGUCUCUGAUUAUGCUUUAUUAUUAUUAUUAUUACUGGUAUUUAUAUAGGGCUAGCAUAUUCCAUAGUGCUUUACAAUAUUAUCAAAGGGGAGAUUUAACAAUAAAUGAGACAAUUACAAAAACUUACAGGAACAAUAAGUUGAAGAGGGCCCUGCUCAAACGAGCUCACAGUUUAUAGGAGGUGGGGCGUAAAACACAACAGGACAGGAGGUAGCAAUCAAACAAGGUGGAGUGAAGCAGAGCUGGAGGAGAGAAUAGAGUGCUGCUGUUUAGGAGUGAGCAAAAGACCGGUACGUGAAGUAGAGGUUACUCUGGGAGGCCAUAAGCUUUCCUAAAGAGAUGGGUUUUGAGGCACUUUUAAAUGAUUGGAGAGUCUGAUGGUGGUAGGCAGGCUAUUCCAAAGGAAAGGUGUCACCCGCAAGAAAUCCUCAAGUGUGAGUUGGCCGUACGGGUGCAAGCAGCAGACAGGAGAAGGUCAUGGACAGAGUGGAGAGACCGUGAAGGAGUAUACCUGCGGAUCAGUGAAGAGAUAUAGGAGGGGCUAGAAUUGGUCAGUAUUAAGACAAGGAGUUCAGUUUUAGAGAGAUUGAGUUUCAAAAAGCGGGAGGACAUCCAGUCAGAGAUGGAAGAAAGGCAAGCAGUGACACGUUGCAGGAUUGCAGGGGAGAGGUCCCGGGAAGAGAGAUAUAUCUGAGUGUCAUCAGCGUACAGGUGGUAUUGGAAUCCAAACGAGGUAAUAAGUUUGCUAAGAGAGGCAGUAUAAAGAGAAAAUAGAAGAGGACCAAGGACAGAGCCUUGGGGGACUCCAACAGGGACAGGGCAAAGGGAGGAGGUAUCAUUAGAAAAGGACUCACUGAAUGAAUGUUGGGAGAGGUAGGAGGAAAACCAAGAGAGGACAGUGUCACAGAGCCUGAGUGAUUGAAGAGUUUGGAGAAAGAGAACAUGGUCAGCAGUGUCAAAGGCAGGAGAGAGGUCAAGAAGAAUUAGUCCGGCCAUUCUAAGGCCCGGUAAUAUGUUAUAUCCUAGUCUUGUCACUUGCUAUCCUAAACUCUGCGUGUUGGGGUAUUACACCAUGACAAAUAGUAGCUAUGGUAAAAAUAAGUUUGUUGGCAUCAUGCUGUGCUAGUGGCUAUCAGUAGGACAGCUACAUUGUUGUUAUUCUGUAAGGGUAACAUUUGACAUGGUCAGACUGCAAGGACUGGGUCUUUGCACCAAAACCAUUUCAUUAAAGGGUUACGCCAAAUCUUUUUUGUUUUUGGGGCAUUUGUUACUUGUCACCUAUUAAAAAGAAACAUUCUAAAAUAGAUUAAAACUUACCUUUAAUGCAGCUCUGGGUCCUCCACUACUGCUGAAAGCUACAGGAUGGGGGAUUUUUUUCAGCGUGUGAUUUUUUUCCCCCCCCCCACCCCCCUUAUCUUUAUAAUAUGAGCCCACAUGCUAUUUAAUUAGGUCCCUAAUGCCUGGAGCGGGCCCAUCAUACCUUCCUACAUUGGUGCCCCCUGAAUGGUGCAAACAUAUUACGGGCACCACUGAUCGGAGGAGACCAUCACAAAAAGAGGAUUGGUCUGCUAGAAAGAUUGACAGGUUAGCCUGGCAUGAAUGCACGCCAGACCACCUGUCAAUCAUCCAAGCCGGCACAUGUAGCAGCCUAUUUUAGUGCUCUCUGCAGGAUCCUAGUGCCCUAAGUGUAGUGUGAGCACAUCUAUUGUUCGCUCAUGAUGCCCUUUCUGGAGACAAUUUUCUGAUGUUCCCAACAGUAGAACACUAGAGAACAAAUUUGGGUUUCUGGGUCAGGAGACAACUGUCCUGCCAAAAUACGUUGUGUUGUGAGGCAUGGGUACAUCCUAUUGGGGUGGCAGCAGCCCAAUCUAAAUUGUUUCUAUAACAUCACUGCUUUCUACAGAGCAACAAGACCUCUCUGACACUGGGAAGAAUCUAGUAUGUUACAGUGAAAAAUGGGUCACUGAGCUUAUUUGAACAUCAAAUUAAUUUAGCCAUAUAAACUGUGGGAUUCAUCUCCUUGGGGUUUUAUUUACUAAACAUUGUUUGACAAUCUGUUUGCAAAGUUGAAAGCAAAAGAUGGAAAAAACUCUCUCUUGAUUGUCCAUAAGUAAUUCACCUUUAAAGGGACACUAUAGUCACCUGAACAACUUUAGCUUAAUGAAGCAGUUUUGGUGUAUAGAACAUGCCCCUGCAGCCUCACUGCUCAAUCCUCUGCCAUUUAGGAGUUAAAUCCCUUUGUUUAUGAACCCUAGUCACACCUCCCUGUAUGUGACUUGCACAGCCUUCCAUAACAACUUCAUGUAAAGAGAGCCCUAUUUAGGCUUUCUUUAUUGCAAGUUCUGUUUAAUUAAGAUUUUCUUAUCCCCUGCUAUGUUAAUAGCUUGCUAGACCCGGCAAAAGCCUCCUGUAUGUGAUUAAAGUUCAAUUUAGAGAUUGAGAUACAAUUAUUUAAGGUAAAUUACAUCUGUUUAAAAGUGAAACCAGUUUUUUUUUUCAUGCAGGCUCUGUCAAUCAUAGCCAGGGGAGGUGUGGCUAGGGCUGCAUAAACAGAAACAAAGUGAUUUAAUUCCUAAAUGACAGUGAAUUGAGCAGUGAAAUUGAAGGGGAAUGAUCUAUACACUAAAACUGCUUUAUUUAGCUGAAGUAAUUUAGGUGACUAUAGUGUUCCUUUAAUAAUCUGAAGUCAUUUUAGCCAGAUAAUCAGUAUAUUAUACAUGUAAUUUACUUAGAGGCUGUCAAGGAGUAAAAUAUUACCUAAAUAAAAAAGAGAAAUCCCAGGAAUCAUAUUUAACAGUAUAUUUGUUUUUUUAUAUUCAACAGUGGUCUGCUUGACCAGUGUCCAGAUGGCAUCGUGUUCAGCACUGACGAUUACUUUGGCCAGGAGGAAGGCUAUACAUAUGAUGUUAAACUGCUUGGAGAUGCACACAAUUGGAACCAAAACAGAGGUUAGACAUUGUAUAUUUUUAAAUAUAAAGAGUUUGUGUGUUUAUGUAGAAAGAUUAAUGUAUUUUCUCAUUAUCAUAUAUAACAUUUGCCUUUGUGCCUGAGCCGGUGUUGUUUAUAAAAUGCUUGCAGUAGCAAUAAUAUAUGAAAAGAAAAGUAUUUCCAUUUGUUGUUGAAAGCAUCGGGAGAACCGUGUAGUCAUAUAGCCACUUCCCUAUUUUUUUCAUUUGUCAUUUCUGGAAUCGUAGCAAAUCCUGGUUAGUUUAACUUCCAGAGAAGUUUGAUUUUUGAGCACCAGUUCUCUCCAGUACCAAUGCACUUCCUGCUGUAAUGCUAUUGGCUUAGUAAUUGAAUAACAGAGGGCAGAGCACACAAAUCAAUACCAUUUGUGAUAGCAAAUGGGGAAAAAAAAAUGUAAGUUUAAAAAUCUGACAUUGUUACAUCUAUUACUUUAUUAUCUAUUUGAGAGGAAUCCAGCACCAAAUGUUCAAACAGGUGUCUAUAUUGUUUCCUUAUAUUAUGAUUUGGUUACCCAGCAGUAUAGAUGUGUUUAAAGUCUUCCUAAUAUGCUGUGAGGAAUGCAAGGGGGAUGGUCAUUGCAAAUGUCUCUAUAGUCAGGCACAUUGACUGGCAAAGUCCGCAAUAUGUUUUUUUUUUUUUAAUUCUUUAUUUUUGCAGGUUUAACACACACGCUUGUCAAGCCACAAUAGCUAGUACAAGUCAAUGAAGUAAUACAUGUGUUUAAUUUCACAAUAUCAUGGCGUUCGUACAUAGCUCUUUUUUUUGUUAGUUAUAGAACCUGGUUACACGGGAAAUCUGCUUGUCUCAUCGUUUGGUUGUUUAGUUAACUGGUUAAUCCUGUAACCUGUGGGUGAGGGCACUAGAUGAUACUUGAAAUGUAGCUGGCUGGCAUCAGGCUUAAACAGGUAAUGUACAGUAAUUCUAUGCUAGACUAAAGGUUUCAGCCAGACCAGUACCAUGCAGGGUAGUUAUUGGCAUGAGCAAUUGCUUGUUUUACAUAGGGUACCUAUCUGAGCUGUCAGUGUCCAAAGAAUAAAUCAACGCAAAGAAAGCAUGUUAGGUAAAAGACACACGCUGAUAAUCUCCACUGGGUUCUUCGACGCAUGUCACUCCGUUCCCCGGUUCCUACUCUGUCGAGUUGCUGGAAGUAGUGAGCUGUCUGGCUUUCUUAGCCCCUCGGGCUUGUGGCUUCCCUACCUCCAACCUGGGUAAAUAGUAUGUCCGCUGGGCUUAAGGUACACAGUAGAGUAGGUAGUUGAGUGACUCUGUAAAGCAGAUUAAUGUGCCUGCGAGCGGUUCAUCUAUGCCGUAUGCUGUUGUGGAGCCAUCUCAUCCCGUGUGAUAUGUGGCAGGAUCUCUUUCCUCUCCCCGUAUUGAACUUUCAUGCGAUGGGGUGUUGGUCGGCUGGGGGCUGGGUGCUGGACGUGUAUCUCAUCAGUUCUCUCCCCGGUAGACGAGCAGCUGUUUAAGGCUUUGCCCGGUAUGUAAUCGGUGGCGGCUCGGGUCUGAUGGACAUGUGGGGUGCCGUGUCGCCUGGCUUGAGGCUUGGGCAGGUGUAACCCGUAGUUGGUUUCUCGUGUUGCUGGGGCCGGGGGUUUAUUCAGUCCCUGCACAGUGGUGAGGGGUUUCUCUUGCAACCGCGUGGUGACGAGGCAGUGCGGCGGCCAUUUUAGAUUCGGGGUAUGGGAGUGCACCCUGCAGGCCUCAGUGAAGAUCACCUCGAUUCCCUACAGUGGGGACCGUGAUAUCCGGGAAGGGGCCUGUGGGUUGUGUCAUAGAGCCGUUGUGUGGCAGCCAGGUAAGUGGGCAGGGUGGCGGCCGUCCAUCCCACCUCUCCUACAAGAGGGCCGCAAGCUCCAAAGCCCCGUUGCCUGCUGUUGUGCCAACUUCUGCUCCAGCACAGUGUUGUUUCCCUCCAGCUCGGAUAGUGUACAUAGUUUUAGUCAUAAAUGUUUUUCAGACUGCAACGGGGGAGGGGACAGAGGGACUCCCCCACACUGAGCCACGCAGUGAUGACGGGAGACAGGGGAGCCGCUUGGUGUGGAAAGUUCUUUUUGGUUUUAAACUUUUUUUUUUUUUUUUACAAUUAAAGUUUCAACUGUUGUAAAAUUAAGACAGAUUGUGGCAUGUCGACAGUCGAAAUAUCAUUAUGUGAAUUACACACAUCAGAUGUAGAACCAAGUAGAGCAUAUAGAAUGCUAUAAACCUACCAUUCACUGAGAGUAAUGCAAACCUUGUAGUAAUGCAAUGGAUGACAUCGAGCUUUCCCAACAUGUCUCUUACUGUAAUCUGCCUAUACCUGUUUAAUUGACCAAGGAUGCUGACACUAUCCUGAGCUCUAUGAAUCUGUAAACACCUAGUGAUGGAAACAUGUACAUUACAACAUUCAGGCAUUUUGUAUGCAAUAACUAACUAUAUUUCCUUUCUGUAAUACAAAUGAAACAUGAGUUGUGAUUUGGCUUCUCCGUAAGUCUAAACUGUCGUGCAGCUGCAUCUCUGUCUAUGCAAAAAAAAUAAAAAAUGACCAAUUAUUUUGUUUCAAUUUUUAAUAUAGCUUUUAUAUAUUUUCAUUGAGAAAAUAGCUACUUUAUAGUUACAUAUUGUUGACAUUUAUUUAUAUAUUUAUAAUAACUGAAGAUCUCACAUUUAUUCUUGAUUUGUGGUGUUAAUUUUUUUUAUUUUUUUUUUUAAAACAAUAUUUUUCUUGUUUUGUUUAUUAUAGCCAAGAGAGCAAUGGAUGACGGAAGAUCUCCUAUUAUCAUUGACAAUACUAAUAUUCAGAAAUGGGAAAUGAAACCCUACGUACAAAUGGUAUGAUUACUGUUGUAUGCUUGACAUUCCAGACUGGAACUGACCCACUUUUUAAUGCAUUGUAUGGAAGGUACAUUUUCACAAUAUGCUCUGAAACAACCAUUACAAAUAGUAAAAAAAUAAAAAAGUAUUUCUACCAACUGUAACCAGAAAUAAAGAUCUGUGCUUACUAGGUGUGCAGGAUGUAAGUGAAGCAGUCUCUUUCUCUCCUGCUUUGGGAGUGAUAUAUUCGGUUACAGUGCGUGUGUUCACAACGGCAGCCUCUGUCCCAUUAUUGGUCACAUAAUGAAUACAGCCAUUGCAGCAACAAAAUAGUAAUGAACAUAUCUCACAUUUGAACGCCACUAGGCUAGUUCUGAUGGAGGAAAAUAUACAAGGCUCAUGAUUGGCUGCUGAGUGUUAAACCAGCAGUGAGCUGUUCCGCUGAAUAUAUUCUUACUGGCUGAAUAUAUUGGUGCAAUAUGAACCUACCUCUGCUUGCGUACACUUCGAAGAGGAACCUGAAUCAGGUGAUGUGCGUACUGCACACACCUGUUAUAGUUCUGUUGAUUUCUGAUGUCGUAACUCAUGCACUGUAUAGUAAGGAAACAUUGAGAGAGAGGUUUAGAUUGCAAGUUUAUUUGAGCAGGACCCUCUUCACCUAAUGUUACUAUAUAUAAUAUAUGUUUUGUUAGAGUUAAAUGAUUGUCUUGUUUCCUGGUAUACAGUGUUGCGUAAUAUAUUGGCGAUAUAUAAAUAUUUGCAAUUGUUCGUGUAGGAGGGAGAUGCACACACGUCUCUCCUCAAAUAAAGCUUGCAUUAAACAUAGUCUGGGACUACUGCCUGGAUUACCUGGGUACUAACCAUGGCUUGCAUAUUUUCAGGGUAUGCAUCUUUAGGAGGGACAGUCCGUCUUUGGACAAAUUCCCUUGUGCUUUCCUAUUGUGAUCUCUCUAAUCAAAAUGCUGAGUGUGUAUGUUAGAGCUUGACAUUGAUAAUAUUCCAGAAAUGUGUAAAUUGCAGUAAACGUGUACUUUUGUUUGUGUAAGUAAUAUACUUGAUUCAUGUUUAAAUGUCUUAUUCAGCUCUAUAAAUACCAAUCAGUAUCCCACUAAGCUGAGUGUCAGUCUGUUUAAAUUUGAAAUGUUGGAAGGUGUGGGUGUGCAUUUCCUUUGGUGAUGAUUAACGGAUAUUCCAAUGGAUAUUAGUUUUGAAUUAGUAGACAUGUGUAUGGUUGCCAAGUGUUCCCACCCACUUGACAGACUGGUUUGAGAUGCAAAUAUGGUUUGUAUCAGUUAAACAUAGAAGGGUUUAAAUUUUUGUUUAGCCAGUAAAAUAUCAGUAUAUGUUAAUCUGCCAUGUAUUUGAAAAUACUGCUCACCAGUGAAGAAAACAUUUAAAUGUAUGCUGUUUGCUAUGAACCCAUCCUUUAAUGCGAUCACCUUGCUUUCCUCAGGCCAUAGAAAGAGAUUACAGUGUGGAGUUCCUGGAGCCAGACACAUGGUGGAAGCUUGACCCAUCUGAGUUGGAAAAGUAAGGCCUUUUCUAUUUUGAUGAAACAAGGUGUUCAGAAUGCAAUGGGGCAUACAUAUAUUUGUUGUAGACAGUAAGUGGAGAUGUUACAGGGGAGCACUGAAGAAGUCAUGCACAGAGAGUACGGACACAGGUCUUUUCAGGAAGUAAAGGUCUUUAUUCUCACCGAUCGGGUCUCAGCUGACCUAAUGUUCAAAAGAUCUGAGCCCUGAGCACAUGGAGUAGAGGCUUUUUAAAAACUAUGCAUCCCCAUCUGUACCCUUGCACCAAUCAGCAAACCGGAUACACAGGAUCACCUUAUAUGGACAGGCAACAUGGCCCUUUAGGAGAAUUGAAUGUGGUUUCAGUUCUUGAACAUGUUCAGUACAUUGAUGACAUUAUCUUAGCCACUUGUAACUAACUAACUGUCACGAUUCGGGGAACCAAACACGCCAACACACACACACACACAAAGUGCCGUACCGGACCUUAGAGUGGCCGGGCUAAGCACACAAAGAAUAGUCAGGAAACAAGCCGAGUAAGGGGAACCAGAAGACAGAAUAACGUGAAACAAGCCGAGGUCAAAGGGUAGGAGAAAGUCACAGAGUCGGAUAACAAGCCAGAGAGUACGUAACCAGAAGCACAAGUUCAGAAUCAAUACUAACAAGCAAAGACCACAACAGGGCGAAGAGGAACAGGAAAGGUAAGUAUAUAAAUCCAAAGGUUAAUUCUGAUUGGAUAAUUUCCAAUCAGAAUUAACAAUCACACGUGGGAGAUAUCUAAACCUCCCACUGUGAUUGAGGCACUGUGCCUUUAACGCCGGGUCAGGUGACUGACCCCGGCGUUGGUUAAAGUGGGCGGUCUCCCAGCGUGCAGCGUCAUACAUGCUGCCGCUGGGAGACACAGAGGAAGAGGCGGACGGCACCCGUGGGAGAGAGGGUGCCGCCCGCCGAGCACACGGCUGAAGGGGGACCGCGGACGGCUGGAGGGUGAGUGCCGCGAGCGGACUGCAACCUCCCCUCGCAGCCGCCCGCGGGACCCUGACAGUACCCCCCCCUCGAAGACCGCCCAGAGGGCGGGAAGCAGAAGGCUUCAAAGGAAACCGGGCAUGAAAGGAGCGGACUAAAGAGGGGGCGUGCAAAUCAGAGCUCGAAACCCAAGAUCGCUCCUCAGGGCCGUAACCCUUCCAAUCCACCAGAUAUUGCAGCCGACCCCUAGAAACACGAGAGUCGAGAAGGGCAGCUACUUCGAACACGUCACUAGAGACAGUACGAGGGGAAACGGGCCGUCCGAGAGGACGAGAGAACCGGUUACACAGCAAGGGCUUCAAAAGCGAAACGUGAAACGUGUGCGGAAUACGCAUGGAAGGAGGCAAGUCCAGGGAGUAGGAAACGGGGUUGAUCCUACGUAACACUUUGUAGGGACCAAGAAACCUGGGAGCAAACUUCAUGGAGGGGACCCUGAGACGGAGGUUCUUGGAGGACAACCACACCCUAUCACCCGGAGCAUAAGAAGGGGUCGCACCCCUAUGGCGAUCAGCGAACUUCUUCUGAGCAGCUGCUGAACGAGACAGCGCAAUAUGGACCUGAUCCCACGUCUUCCGUAAAGAGGCGAGGUGCUGGUCCAAGGCGGGCAUUCCCUUGUCAGAGAACGCACCGGGAAGGACAGAAGGCCGAAACCCAUAAGCAACCUCAAAAGGACUUAAGCCAGUAGACGAAUGAGACACCGCAUUCCUGGCAAAUUCAGCCCACGGAAGAAGGCGAGACCAGUCGUCCUGGUGCGCAUUAGUGAAGCAGCGCAAAUACAAUUCCACAGACUGAUUAGCACGUUCGGCUGCACCAUUAGAUUGCGGGUGAUAGGAGGAAGUGAACGACAAGGAGACCCCCAUCUCAGCACAAAAGCCCCUCCAAAACCGAGAGACAAAUUGCGGGCCCCUGUCAGAAACAAUAUCCUGAGGUACCCCAUGCAAUCGGAACACUUCCUUGGCAAACACCUGGGCAAGCUGAAUCGCAGAGGGUAGUUUCUUAAGUGGAAUAAAGUGGGCCAUUUUAGAGAACCUAUCCAUCACAGUUAAUAUCACCAUCUGACCAUCAGAAGGAGGAAGGUCCACAAUAAAAUCCAUGGACAAGUGGGUCCAUGGUUUCUUGGGUAUAGAUAGAGGCAUCAGUAGGCCUUGGGGUCUCAUAUUAGGAGACUUACACUGCGUACAGACCCGACAAGCCUGAACAAAAUCCACUACGUCUCGCUUGAGUGAAGGCCACCAGAACUGUUGAAGGAGGCUCUUAUAAGUCUUGGUAACCCCCGGAUGACCAGCAGUUUUGGCGGUGUGAAACAAUGUUAACAACUUUUUUCUGUCACUUACUUUCACGUAUAGUUUACCAACAGGCAUCUCCUGAGGCGCUUGGGUUUGGUAUGUCUUAAUAUUCUCAAGGAAGGGAGAUGAAACAACCAAACGGGUAGCAGCUAUGAUCUGAGAAGCUGGUACAAUAGGUUCAGGGGUUGGGUUAACAAAUUCUAAAGGUUCAUACUGUCGAGAGAUAGCAUCAGCUUUGGCAUUACGGCAACCAGGUCUAUAGGUAAUAAUGUAUUGGAAUCGCGAAAGGAAUAGAGACCAUCUAGCCUGUCGGGCGGACAACCUUCUAGCAUCGGCUAUAUAGGAGAGGUUCUUAUGAUCUGUCAGAACCAUAAUUUUGUGUCUAGAACACUCUAAUAAGUACCUCCAUUCCUUAAAAGCUAACACAAUAGCUAAUAGUUCUCUAUUCCCAACAUCGUAAUUCUUUUCUGGAUCAGACAACCUUUUAGAAAAGAAACAACAGGGAUGGAGGGGUUCGUCAUACGAUAACCUUUGUGAUAGUACUGCUCCCACCCCCGAUUCAGAAGCAUCUACUUCCAUAACAAAGGGAAGAGAAGGAUUAGGGUGGUGUAGUACUGGAGCAGAGGCAAAUGCUUUCUUGAGAGUUUCAAAGGCUUUAAGGGCUUCAGGAGUCCAAACCCUAGGGUGUAGACCUUUUUUAGUCAGCUUUGUGAUAGGAGAGAUAAGUGGUGAGAAGUUUUUAUAAAUUUUCUAUAAUAGUUAGCAAAACCUAUAAAACGCUGGAUAGCCUUAAGUCCUUGGGGAAGUGGCCAGGACAGUAUAGCUUCCAAUUUAGCAGGAUCCAUACUAAAACCCUGUUCAGAAAUUAUAUAUCCCAGGAAUUGCACAGAGGUCUGAUCGAACAGACAUUUUUCUAACUUACAAUAAAGUCCGUUCUGUAAUAAUUUUUUAAGCACCAUCCUAACAUGUUUAUGAUGUGACUUCAAAUCAGGAGAAUAUACAAGUAUGUCGUCAAGGUACACCACGGCACAGACAUGCAAUAGAUCCCUAAGGACAUCGUUUAUGAGAUCCUGAAACACAGCAGGAGCAUUACACAGUCCAAAAGGCAUGACCAGGUAUUCAUAAUGCCCACUACGCGUAUUGAACGCUGUCUUCCACUCAUCAUUCUCCUUUAUACGGAUAAGGUUAUAAGCUCCCCUGAGGUCUAGUUUAGUAAAGUACUUAGAACCUUUAACGCGGUCAAACAACUCAGUGAUGAGGGGGAUAGGGUAGGCGUUUUUAACCGUUAUAUUGUUCAGACCCCUGUAGUCUAUACACGGCCUCAAAUCGCCCUCCUUCUUUGCCACAAAAAAGAAACCAGCACCAGCAGGAGAGGAGGACCUUCUAAUAAAACCUUUCCUUAAGGAUUCUCGUAUGUACUCCUCCAUGACCUGGUUUUCUUUCUCAGAAAGAGGGUAGACCUUACCCCUAGGGGGCAUAGUGCCCGGUAAAAGGUUUAUGGCACAGUCAUAGUCACGAUGUGGAGGUAGCUUAUCUGCCUCCCUCUUUUCAAAAACCAAUGCAAGAUCUGCAUAUACAGAAGGGACAGAAACAGAGAGUGGUUUAGCCGUGGGCACGUUGAGUAAACAAACAGGACGUACCUGAGCCAUACAGUCUCGUUGACAGGAUUCCCCCCAGGAUAGUAUAUCCAAGCAACCCCAAUCGAGAACAGGGUUGUGUUUCACUAACCAGGGAAAACCCAGAACGAUGGAAGCAGUAGGGGAGUCAAUUAUUUGGAAGGUUAACCUUUCCUUAUGCAAAACACCUACAGACAUCACUAUUUCUUGGGUCUCAUGGGUCACCAGAGGUUUCUCAAGUGGUCUACCAUCUAUGGCCUCAACGACCAAGGAUGUGGCCUUUUGGAUCAAAGUUAAGGCUGCGGUUUUAGCAAAGUUCUCAUCCAUAAGGUUGUCUGCCGCACCUGAAUCGAUCAAGGCUUUGGUGGUUAUGGUGGUUUUAUUGACCAAAAGAGAAACCGUAAUAAACGGUCUGGAGAUGGACACAUGAGGGGACAAAGUCAUAACACCCGAGGCCGACCCCUCUCUAGGCCUUAGGUGCUGUAGUUUCCCUGUAACUUAGGGCAGGCAUUACAGUGGUGCCCCCUCUUUCCACAAUAAAGGCAUAACCCCUCCCUUCUACGAUAUGCUCUUUCAGCCUCAGUUAGCCCCGUAGCACCCAAUUGCAUGGGUUCGGGGGUUGGUUGACUAGGAGCGGGUAGUGCUAGUAAAGCAGUAGAGGGGGGGAGCAGGUAAUGCCCGUGUAUCCAUCCGUCUUUGACUACGCCUCUCUCUAAUACGGUUAUCAAUAAGAAUGACAUAAUCUAUGACAUCAUCUAGAAGAACAGGCAAUUCCCUGGAUGCUAUUUCAUCAAGUAUGUAGGCGGCCAAACCCUCCUGAAAGGCUGUUACGAGGGCAUCAUUAUUCCAAACCACUUCAGCUGCUAGCGUGCGGAAUUCGAUAGUAUAAUCCGCUACAGAUCUAUUACCCUGUCGUACCCUAAGCAGAGCUUUGCCAGCAGAGGCAACCCUACCGGGUUGAUCAAACGUACGUUUGAAAGCUGUCAAGAACUCUACAAAGGACAUAGGAGAUGUAUUCUCCCACAUGGGGUUAGCCCAUGCUAAAGCUUUCCCGGACAGGUGGUUAAUCAAAAAGGCAAUUUUGGAUCUGUCAGUGGGAUAGGAACGUGGAUUCAUCACCAAAUGGAUGUCAAUUUGGUUAAGGAAACCACGACACAAUGCUGGGUCACCGCUGUAGCGUUGUGGCGGUGUCAUGUGAACAACAUGAGCAGGAACGGGUACCGGAGUGGGAAUGGGUUCGGGCACAGCAGCAGCAGCCUCCUGGACGGCAGGUUGCAAGUGUGCAGUACGAGCCAGUAUGGUUUGUAAAGCUUGGGCAAACUGGUCCAUACGGUGGUCCAAGCCAUCCAUUCUAGCCUCCUGAUUAACUAGGAGCUGUGGUAUGUCAGCAGGUUCCAUUAUGGCCCUGUUGUAAUGUCACGAUUCGGGGAACCAAACACGCCACACACACACACACACAAAGUGCCGUACCGGACCUUAGAGUGGCCGGGCUAAGCACACAAAGAAUAGUCAGGAAACAAGCCGAGUAAGGGGAACCAGAAGACAGAAUAACGUGAAACAAGCCGAGGUCAAAGGGUAGGAGAAAGUCACAGAGUCGGAUAACAAGCCAGAGAGUACGUAACCAGAAGCACAAGUUCAGAAUCAAUACUAACAAGCAAAGACCACAACAGGGCGAAGAGGAACAGGAAAGGUAAGUAUAUAAAUCCAAAGGUUAAUUCUGAUUGGAUAAUUUCCAAUCAGAAUUAACAAUCACACGUGGGAGAUAUCUAAACCUCCCACUGUGAUUGAGGCACUGUGCCUUUAACGCCGGGUCAGGUGACUGACCCCGGCGUUGGUUAAAGUGGGCGGUCUCCCAGCGUGCAGCGUCAUGCAUGCUGCCGCUGGGAGACACAGAGGAAGAGGCGGACGGCACCCGUGGGAGAGAGGGUGCCGCCCGCCGAGCACACGGCUGAAGGGGGACCGCGGACGGCUGGAGGGUGAGUGCCGCGAGCGGACUGCAACCUCCCCUCGCGGACUGCAGCCGCCCGCGGGACCCUGACACUAACUAACUAACUAACUAACAGAUACUUGUACUUGUAUAUGCCACAUGGAGAUUUUAGGCCUACUAAAUUUUGGGCCUAGCUGAAAUCCCAUCACAGAGAAUUACAUCUAGAUGCUGGCUUGCAAUAACUAAGCAUAUCAAGGCUAUAGCAUAGAUAGAGGUGUAUCUGAGUUACAUGGAUAGGAGACAAAAUUUAAAAUCCCGCAUGAAUCCAUUAGUUUGUAUGAAAAGGGGAAUUAUUUUAUCAAAAUACUCUUCUAAAUGUAAAAUUCCUGCUAAUCCAACCUGUUGAAUACUAUGCCAGUUUAUAUAUUAAUAUUUAUUUAUGUAAUGUCUGAAUGGCUGUAAUGUCUAUAGCUUUCCUAUGGACUGCUUGAAUGCGCGCGCGGCACUUGCCGCGCAUGCGCAUUCCGCUCCACUCAGGAGCUCAAAUCGGCGGGAGAGGAGAGGUCACCAGCGCCAAGGGAGCCCGGCGCUGGAUUAAGGUAAGCUGCUGAAGGGGUUUUAGGUUUUGUGAUCCUGUUAGUUAUACUCCCCUAGUCUGAGCUGCGGUGGUUGCUGAAUAAUGUACAGAAAGCAGCUGGCCUGGGCAACUGGCAGAAACCUGGUGUCUACACAUAUACUCAUUGAUUAUGUUUUAUCCCCAGUUUAAGCCUGGAGAAGGAAAUACAAUAUGGCAUUGUCUGUUACAUCUCUGCCAAGAAGCAUAUAUUCCUGCAGGUUACACUAUAUCCAAAUUCGAUGUUUGAAAGACAUCUGUUACUAUUUUUUUAAUAUAAUAAUCCUAUCAACACAUUUUGAAAGGAAAUCUUUUUGUUUUUGUUUUCAAAUGAAGUAUAUAUAAAAAAAAAAGAAAAAAAAAAAGUAGAAAAAUAUAUCCCCACCUUCAUUACAUGACAGGAUCUUUCCCCCAUAUACAUGCACCUUGGGUCAGAGAGUCUGCAUUGGGUGAAGCAGGGAAGACCAUGGAGACUAUGCAUGUACAUAUCUGAAGGAUCCUGUCGUAUAUUAAGGUGAGGAGGAGGAUUUUUCUUUUUCUCCAUUAUAUAUGCUUCAUUUAAACAAAACCAAAACAACAAUUUCGUUUAAAGUCUAUUUAAAAAAACAGCCAUGAUGUGACUGUUAUCUUCUCUUCUUUUUUUUUUUUUUGUCAAUCUUUGGUUUUUUUUGUGGCAUAUAUUGAACAUGAAGUAUAGCGGUACAACCAUGACAUAAACAGGAUGAGUCGUAGUAAGACAACAUGCAAACUUGGAUUAGCGUCUGCAUGGAGGCAGGAUAUAUAUAACAUUUAUAUUCAGUCAAGGUCACGAAGUGAGUAAACAUGCCACUUUUGUAAGUAAAGAAAACACAAUAUAUGCCUGGGGUAACAAUCAACAUUAGACUAUAGUAGAUUAAUUGGCAAAUAUAGGUACGUUACAAUGAAUACAAAAUAUAUGCAUGAAGUAACAAUUAUCUAGCAUGUUAUAGGUGCUUCAUUGCAGGCUAAAUUUGAGUAAGUAAAUAACCUCCAUUUGUUUAAAUAUACAUAGGGAUUUGGAAAAGAGCGCAAGUAACUUUAUUUCUUUAGAUUAUAGUACCACCCAAUGUCAUGUUACAGCACAGAACAAAAUUAUUGGCGCUACAAGGCGUUAAAUAAAUUAAGAAAAGAUUUAACAGGAUUGUUGGAUGGCUUGCGGUUGGCCUUUGGGCAGACAGCUAAGAGAGAAAACAUAAUAUAUACUUGGAGUAAGAACCAAGGUUAGAUAAUGGUAUAUUAGCCAGCAUCUUGUAUGUGCAUUCUAUCAUGUUAUACAAGCAUAACACCACUGAAGCUGCACGUUAUCGUAUAGUAACAUAACAGAAAAGAAAAAAGAAAAGUGCUGUCACAGCAUGAUAAAAGUAAAAUAAAAUUAAAGUCGAGAUCGAUGUGGGCAGUAGCGAGCAAAAACAUAAAAAUACAAGUAAAUGCUGGCUAGCAUCUACUAGGCAUUCAAGUAGGCAAAUAAAUGAGUCAGAUUUCUAACCAGCAGGACGUUUGGGUUGUUAAGUCUCAAGUCAGCCAAUGCCCCAAGUUGGUAGCAGGAGAAAGCAGCUGAAAGGUAUUAUAUGACAAGGUCUGAGCACGACAACCCCCCAGGCCGUCAUGAAAGCCUGCAUCCUGAGACCACAAACUUGGGAGCUCAAAGGGGAGUCCAGGUUCUUCAAUUAAGGGGCACGACAGAGGCUCCUAAUGGACUGUCGCUGCCUGUGGCAAUGGAUCUUCCGUGCCGUUGGUAGAAGCAUCAGGAGAUAAUCCCUGUUGGUCUUCAGCCCUGGUAAGCCGUGGGUGGGAAACUGAAUCGCUAGCGUCAAGGAAGUGCCCAGGGGGGUCCCGUUCACCUCCUGUCUCUCCAACUGGAGCCGGUUUCGCCUCAAUACUAGCAGAUAGUUUGGCUCAGAAGUUUUUGAAGAUCUCGGUCAGGCGCUGCAGUAUAUGCUCUGAUGCGCCUUAUGGGAUCAACGUAAGCUUUUGUACACAAGUUUGCUGCAUGUCUGCCAUCUUGAGGUAGACCGUUCAGCAGAGGAUAGUGAGGCUCACCAGUGGGGACCGGGAUAACCCCCACUGGUCCCCACUGCAAUGAUCAGAAAGCUGGGAGAGCAGCUGUCUCUCCUCAGCUCAAAUUCGAGUAGGCCACAGGCACCUGUCCAGGUGAUCCAGUGCUGAAACAGACUUGUGUAAGGUAUCCCCGGGUGCACCGAUGGCGGCUUAGCAGGAUAAAUACUAACUGAGGUGAUAAUGUGUGUGUGGCCCGCUGCUAGACCCAGUUUUCCGGUGUCAGAUGCAGGAGCUCAUACAGAGCAUGUCUGGUCGCUCCGCCCCUGACAAUUAUCUUCUAAUGAUAUUUCCAUUUAAGCAUUCUAACCUAUGAUAGAAUUCUAUGCUCACUUAAUUGUACUAAAUUUCAUUCUGAGACAUGUAAAAAAAAUGACAGUUUGAGUAAUAAGAAGUCUUCCAGAUGAAUUGAUACUUCUUUUCAGCUCCUCCUCGAUGCAAAGCCUGUGAUUUCAUUAUCCAUGUAUUAUUAGAGUUGGAAUAGAAACUAUAUGUUACAUCCGCAUUGUAAAAAGCAGUAAGGACACUUUUUAUAGAAAAUAAAGCAAGAUACAGACCUUGAGAAUAGGGGCUGUAUAGUAAGACAAGCACGUGCAUGUGCAAAAGCCAAAUUGGAGAAUAGCAAAGAUAAGUAAAAUAUUUGUUGUAAAACUUAUAAAACAAAUCAAUAUCUUGGAAACUGGUAUAAUAAUCCAAAUCUAAACUAUGACACAAACAUCUUUAACCAUCUAAGGGCUUUGUGCUCAGUUUGUAUAGGUGUCUACACAGAUGAAGAAAAUGGUGAGAUAUUCGGAAACCUGUGCCCAUGUUACUACUAUAUACAAUUCUACCUCCAAAAUGCAAUUGCACAUACUGUAACCAAUGACUGACAGAUGCCCCCACUUAUGGCAGGUCAGAGAAAUGCACCCACCAAUAGCAGGUCAGGGAAAUGCACCCACCAAUAGCAGGUCAGGGAAAUGCACCCACCAAUAGCAGGUCAGGGAAAUGCACCCACCAAGAGCAGGUCAGGGAAAUGCACCCACCAAGAGCAGGUCAAGGAAAUGCACCCACCAAUAGUAGGUCAGAGAAAUGCACCCACCAGUAGCAGGUCAGAGAAAUGCACCCACUAGUAGCAGGUCAGGGAAAUGCACCCACCAGUAGCAGGUCAGGGAAAUGCACCCACCAAUAGCAGGUCAGCACCCACCAGGAGCAGGUCAGAGAAAUGCACCCACCAAUAGCAGGUCAGAUAAAUGCACCCACCAAUAGCAGGUCAGAUAAAUGCACCCACCAAUAGCAGGUCAGGGAAAUGCACCCACCAGUAGCAGGUCAGAAAAAUGCACCCACCAGGAGCAGGUCAUAAAAAUGCACCCACUAAUAGCAGGUCAGGGAAAUGCACCCACCAAUAGCAGGUCAGGGAAAUGCACCCACCAAUAGCAGGUCAGGGAAAUGCACCCACCAAUAGCAGGUCAGAGAAAUGCACCCACCAAUAGCAGGUCAGGGGAAAUGCACUCCACCAAUAGCAGGUCAGGGAAAUGCACCCACCAAUAGCAGGUUAAGAGAAAUGCACCCACCAAUAGCAGGUUAAGAGAAAUGCACCCACCAAUAGGCAGGUCAGGGAAAUGCACCCACCAAGAGGUCAGGAAAUGCACCUACCAAGAGGUCAUGCACCCACCAAUAGGUCAGAGAAAUGCACCCACCAGUAGCAGGGUCAGAGAAAUGCAACCUUACCAGUAGGCAGGUCAGGAAAUGCACCCUACCAGUAGCAGGUCAGGGAAAUGCACCACACCCAAUAGCAGGUCAGAGAAAUGCACCCACCAGAGCAGGUUAAGAGAAAUGCACCCACCAAUAGCAGGUCAGAGAAAUGCACCCACCAAUAGCAGGUCAGGGAAAUGCACCCACCAAUAGCCGGUUAAGAGAAAUGCACCCACCAAUAGCAGGUUAAGAGAAAUGCACCCACCAAUAGCAGGUUAAGAGAAAUGCACCCACCAAUAGCAGGUUAAGAGAAAUGCACCCACCAAUAGCAGGUCAGAGAAAUGCACCCACCAAUAGCAGGUCAGGGAAAUGCACCCACCAAUAGCCGGUUAAGAGAAAUGCACCCACCAAUAGCAGGUUAAGAGAAAUGCACCCACCAAUAGCAGGUUAAGAGAAAUGCACCCACCAAUAGCAGGUUAAGAGAAAUGCACCCACCAAUAGCAGGUCAGAGAAAUGCACCCACCAGUAGCAGGUCAGAGAAAUGCACCCACCAAUAGCAGGUCAGAUAAAUGCACCCACCAAUAGGAGGCUAGAGAAAGGCAGACAUGUUGAAGAAAUUCUGGUGCUAAAUAUGAGUAGCUGGGCGUGGGAAGCUAAAGCACGUCCAGAAAUUACUAAUGAAGAUGGGAAAAUAUUUUUAAAACAAAUGGUGCCUUUUUUACAUUGCUUCUUAAAUUACUUCUUUUUUGUAAUGUAAGCAGUUUAAUCUAGGAGAAAACAAUGACCUCUGCAUCGGAUUAAUAUUGUAUUAAGCAUUACACGCUCAUUUGAUAUUGAUAGCCGUUGAAUUAUAAUAUCGCAUAAUGUAGCUAAUGGUUUGCUCUCUGCAGAUGCCUUGAGAAUUGUGUCCUUGGAGGACCUAAACAUUAAUGCAUGUGUGCCAAGCUCAGUUUACAUUUCAUUUGUUUUUGUUUUUUCUGCCUGGAUUCUAGAGAUAGGUGAACACUUUUACUUCCAAUAGAUUUGUGGCAUACUUUUCUUAAAGUACCAGAGGUGGGCAAAUAUAGUCCAUCGUUUAGUACUCAAAGGAAUAACAAGAAAAACCAAACAAAAAACUAGAUAUAAUUAUAGGAUGGGGUAGGAAGGGGUGAGCCAUUUAAAAAUUGUAAAUUUGGUUUGUGCAUUGGGAUAUAUGCUGGGCAAUGUUAACAAAUGGUACCCAAAAAGUAAAAAUGGGUUAUAAAGAUAAGAAAAUACAUAUAUGUGAACACAGUGACUUAGAAAUAACAUAAUUUCUCCUUAAAAUGCGGAAUAAUACGUUUCUUCUCUUUUUAUUUAAACUGACAUUUAGCUGUGCGGAACCAUAUAAUUUAUUAAUCGCUCCAUUAGAUUAAAUGUUCAAACAAGAUGUUCUCAUUUUUCAAAAGAUGAAAUUGAUUGUCACAUUUCAACGCACGUAUUGUGCCACUGUACCAUUUCAUUGCUAAAGUCACAUCAAGGUUUUACGACCAUCCCACACUUUAAUGAAAACACAUUUUAAUUGACACUUAAUGUUUUUGCCAAUUUUGUUUUCUAGGAGAAAUAAGCAUGGAGUACCGCGUGACAAGAUUUCCAAGAUGUUGGAACGAUACGAAUAUGAUAUGACUGUUCCAAAUGUUAUGGACUCGGUGGAACCUCCACACUUGAGUUCCUCAAGGAGGGCUCCACAGCCCAUGCAGAGAUGGGGAUCAUCUGUGGACUCUUUACAACACAGCACAUCAUUCCACAACAGAUGACCGUUAUUUACCUAAAGUUCGUUGUUGUUUUUUCCUUUCCCCACCAGCAUUUUUUACCUGCACUGGAGAAUCUUUAUAUUCAGUGUUUUAAACCUCAGAUAGGGGGUAAUACCUCAGAAACCAGGGAAUUGUGUGCAGAUAUUUUUUUUCCUUCUGCUUGCCCUUUUUAAAGUUUUUGUUGGGCAGCACUUUUUUUGCUGUCCAUAUUUACUUUGGUGGGUUAAUAUCAUUAUUGUGCAGAAGAGACUUUUGCUGUAAUAAAUAUUUAUGUUUUAUGAAGGAUCUUAGUUUUAAGUCCCUUUUCUUUUUAUUGUGUGAUGUAGCUUUUUGGUCUAUUAAUAUUGUAUUUCUAUUUCUUAAAUCUUCUCCUAGAAUAUUUUCUGUUGGAAAAUAUAACACUAUUAACACUGGGAUAGUAUGAUUUUCUUUUAUUUGGAUAAAUAUGUGUAUUUUGUAGAGCUUGUCAUGAUGAGGACAGUCAUGGGUACUACUGAAGAAUAAUAUAAUUCUCAAUUCAAAUUCUAAUAAUAAAAAUAUUUAUAAACCCAGACACACUCUCACUCUUGAGGUUCAGCUACCUUGUCAGAUACCAUGGAUCAUCUGAAUUGCUGUAUGUCUGCUCUGACCAUUUGCAUACUGUAUUACUGACUAGAAUUUGCAAGCCAGGCACUUCCACUCAGAAUAUGCAUAUUAUAUUACAAUCAGCUAGAGUGGGUAGCCAUAUUGUUCUGUUAUCUUGGAAAUCUACUACUAGUUUUG
This is a messenger RNA of Pelobates cultripes (western spadefoot toad), 27647 nucleotides long. Lineage: Eukaryota; Metazoa; Chordata; Amphibia; Anura; Pelobatidae. The record is from the annotation of a GenBank genome assembly.